AUGACGGAGGAAAAAGUUAAUAAUCCGCCGAGUUCUGGGGACACUGGUGCCGGGGGUUCCGGGGGAGGUGUACCGAGUUUUGGACAUACCGAUUCAAUCUCAUACAGAAUUCCGAGACUAUCCGGGUUUUAUAGAUCUGAGCCGUCGAUAUGGUUUUCUCAAGCUGAAAUAAUGUUCGAUUACGCGCGUUUGACCUCACAAAAAGCUCGGGCCGGCGCUGUGAUUUCUGUCCUAGAUUUCGAAGUCGUAAUGUCGAUCAGCGAUUUGAUUCAAGCAAACCCUGCGCGUGUCCAACUCUACGAUGAUAUUAAACAGAGGCUUAUAUCUAAUUUUUCAGUUUCCCCAGAGGCUCGUUUGCGCCAGUUAUUAAAAGGAGAGGUCCCCGCUGAGGGUAAACCUUCACUCAUCUUAAGCCGUAUCAAGAACCUGAGUCAGGGCAAGUGCUCUCAAGAGAUUAUCAAAGCAGUCUUUUUAGAUCAGCUCCCAAGCUCCUGCAGGGCAACCUUGACACUUAGCGAAAUUACGGAUUUAGAGAAAAUUGCAGAGAUGGCUGACCGCUUCAUGGAAGCAUCAUGUAUGGGCGAAUCUUGCGCUUUUGUUUCAUCUCCCGCUAAUAAUAACUUCGAGGAAUUAAUCGGUAAAAUUGACGCGCUAUCUGCUCGAUUCGAGUCCUUUGAGGCGGCAAACAAAACUAAUAAUCAGGGUCUUUUCAAUAAAAAAAAUCGUUUUAAAACUCCGAAUAAAGAUAAACAGAAGUCUUCAGGUUCUAGCACAGGGUUAUGUUUUUAUCACAAAAAGUUUGGUAAUUCUGCUUACAAAUGUGUUAAACCCUGCAAUUUUCAAGGUCCAGAUAAACAGGGAAACUAG
Messenger RNA from Leptopilina heterotoma, 867 nucleotides. RefSeq lists its product as uncharacterized. Bases 1 to 867 code for a protein of 288 amino acids. The transcript has a single exon. The record is from RefSeq and is a predicted model, not a curated record. Lineage: Eukaryota; Metazoa; Arthropoda; Insecta; Hymenoptera; Figitidae.